ACUUCCCUUAUCCAAACUUGCAGAACAGCACCAGAAAUCUCAGGGCUGCAUAUAGAGAGAGAGAGAUAGAGGGAGUGUGUGUGUGACUGCAAUGGGAUUGCCCUCUAUUUUCCUUCUCUUCUUCAUCGCAGCGAUUUCUCCGGCGAUCGCCGGAACAUUCAGUUCUGUUACUGACUAUUCUCCGAACUCCAACUCUAGAAUCGAAAUCUUCGACACUUCGAACUAUGGAAAACUUCACCUCAGCAACGCAUUGGGCUUAACCCCUCAAAUGGGAUGGAAUAGCUGGAAUUUUUUUGCUUGCGGAAUCAACGAGACAGUAAUUAAGGAGACUGCUGAUGCUCUGAUCUCAACCGGCCUGGCUGAUUUAGGCUACAAGUAUGUUAAUAUAGAUGAUUGUUGGUCUUCUCUGUUGCGCAAUUUAAAGGGUCAGCUGGUUCCUGACAAGAAGACUUUUCCUUCUGGCAUUAAGGUUCUCGCAGAUUAUGUACAUGAGAAGGGCCUCAAGCUUGGUAUUUAUUCUGAUGCUGGGGCUUUUACAUGUCAAGUUCGUCCUGGAUCCCUCUUCCAUGAAGAAGAUGAUGCAAAGAUUUUUGCGUCUUGGGGCAUUGACUACAUAAAAUAUGACAAUUGUUUCAACUUGGGGAUCAAACCUGAGAAACGGUACCCUCCCAUGCGUGAUGCCUUAAACUCAACUGGGCGGGCCAUUUUCUAUUCCAUUUGUGAGUGGGGAGUUGAUGAUCCAGCCUUAUGGGCUGGUGAGGUUGGUAAUAGCUGGCGGACAACGGAUGACAUAACUGAUACAUGGGAUAGUAUGACUGCCAUUGCUGACAUUAAUAACAAAUGGGCUUCAUAUGCUGGACCAGGUGGUUGGAAUGACCCUGAUAUGCUAGAAGUUGGCAAUGGUGGGAUGAACUAUUCAGAGUAUCGAUCACAUUUCAGUAUAUGGGCUUUGAUGAAGGCUCCUCUUUUGAUUGGCUGCGAUGUAAGAAAUAUGACUGCUGAAACAUUGGAAAUCUUGAGUAAUAAGGAGGUCAUUGCUGUGAACCAAGAUCCUCUUGGUGUUCAAGGGAGAAAGGUGUCAGUUACAGGCAAUAAUAACUGCAGCCAGGUUUGGGCUGGACCGUUAUCCGGCGAGCGGACGGUUGUAGCAUUAUGGAAUCGCUGUUCAGAGGCUGUCAAAGUCACUGCCAAAUGGGAAGUUCUUGGUCUCGAGACAUCUACCAGCUUCUCUGUAAGGGAUCUAUGGGAGCACGAGGAUGUAGCGGAUAAUGUUUUUGGAAGCCUUGCAGCUUUUGUUGAACCACAUGACUGCAAGAUGUAUCUUCUCAGUCCUAAUGUUUCACCCCACUCUAGUUAAUGUGGUUGCUUUGUGUGUGUUUAAAUACUGAGAUGAGAUGUUUUAAUCACUGUUAUUCUACAUAUAAAACGAUGAAUAUAUGCAAUUCAUCAUUCUUAGUAUUGGUACAUGAAAGUAUGAUAUUUUGCAAACUGUAUAAUAGCAUGAACCUUUACUUAUUGAGCUUUA
This is a messenger RNA of Phalaenopsis equestris, 1525 nucleotides long. RefSeq names its product alpha-galactosidase 3. The record is from RefSeq and is a predicted model, not a curated record. The transcript has 15 exons. Gene Ontology annotation, biological process: carbohydrate metabolic process. NCBI's taxonomy places the organism in Eukaryota, Viridiplantae, Streptophyta, Magnoliopsida, Asparagales, Orchidaceae. Gene Ontology annotation, molecular function: hydrolase activity, hydrolyzing O-glycosyl compounds. The coding region runs from base 92 to 1357 and encodes 421 amino acids.